AUGGAGGGGAUGUUGGAUAUCAUUGGGGAGGGAAACAGAAUGAUAGUGCUGAAACAGACAAGUGGCUUGAAGAGAAAGACUCCUUUUAACGAGAACUGGAGCAGCGUAGUGAAGUCGGGAAGGACACCUUUGAGAGGGUCCCUGUCGCCAGACGCAUACUUCCACAUUUUAAGGUACAUCCAUUUCUACAGUUAUGUAUUUCUAAAAAAUACUGUGAUAAAAGUUGUGAAGGAAAGUGAAGUGAAAAAUGUGAAUAUAACUUUGCAGUAUUAUUGGCUAAAUAAAAUGUGCUACAGGGAAAUGAAGAUCUUUGAAAACAACUUGCUUGUCCAUAACAAUUUUGUCGUGUUCGAUUCACAAUUUAGCGACUUCGUGAAGCAUUCGCUUGAGUGGUACACACGUGGCAACACCUUGGCUAGUAGAGUUUUCAGCAGAACCAAUUACAUUCUAUUUGAUGGAAUAGAAAAAAUCAAGAUGUACUUACUCAAGCAUUACAAAAAAUUUCUAGCCUACUUGAAGGAAAAUUCGGAUAACAUUGUGGAGGAAAUUUGGACAGACAUGAAGGAAUUUAUUAAACACGUAGCUGAUGAGAAAAAAUUGCAACAUGUGAAGAAGCACAUCCUUUCCUAUCUGAAGAAAACUAAUUAUAAGGAUAUUUUCCCACAGGUUUUGAAAUGUUUUGAGAUAUAUAUAAAACAGUUAAAGCAUUUUGAACGAUUGAAAAAAAAAAAAAAAAAAAUGGCUUCCUCCGGAAAAGUUAUAUUUAAGGCAAUUUAUGAUUCGCAUAAUUUUAUUUAUCGUAAGAAGUCAAAAAAAAAUCGUAUUGGGUAUGUGGAAGAGGAUUUAUUUGCCAUUCCCCCUUUUUUGCUUCCAUCUGAUGGCCACGUAGAUACGGGGGGAGAGUUACAGUUGGGCUAUCCAGAGGGUGCCGCAAGGGGAGACACCAUUGAACUGAGAGGAAACAACCAUUUCCCUGAUCAGUACGUAAGUGUCGAACUAAAGUUGAAGUGCGGAAUGAAGGACUACAGUGAUAUGGUGGAUCGGUACAACAUACAACAAUUAAUAAAGCAGAGGAAUAGGCACUACAAACAUUUGUCCCUGUAUGUACCAAGUAAUUUUUUCGAGCUAACUUAUUGGGAGAUAUUUAGGAAUUUAAAUUUGGCUUUCCUAUCUAAUAGCAAUAAUGUCCAUCUGUAUGUGAAUGGUAAUAGGACAGUGGACACUGCGCUGCACUCGAUGGACCACUUCAGGCAUUUAUUUUAUAAUGAUCCUCUUGGUCCCUUCGGGGGGGAGAAGGAUCCCCAGGGCAAAUUGUACGUGGCCCACCUAAAUAGUGAUCGCAGCGGUAAAACUGUCCUACCUUGUGCAAGCACGGAACAGAUGAAGCAGACACAGCACAUAGAAGGGUCGUUUCCAGAGGGAGAGGUUACCACCGCAAAGGACAAACGAACGGAUGAGGACAUCAUGAAUGAUUACUUAAAGCAGUUGAAUCGGUUACAAAUGGAAAUGUCGUGGAAGAGCGCGAAUAGAUACAAUAUUUUGGACUACUGUCAUAGGGUUGGUUCAGACGCCUUUUUAGAAGGAGAAAACUGCGGUUUCCUUGCCAAGUGCGCCCAUGAUUGGUGGGCAUCGUCUAAAUGGCCUCAGAAAAAAAAACUCUCAUAUUUUGGUCACCCCUACAUGAACUACGCCUACCGAAACUAUAUUUUCAGCAACAAUUUUUUUUUCAAAUACGUCAUUCCGUGCACUUGCCAGGAGGUGCGAAAGGCCCUGUUGAGCCUAAAGAAGGGAGACUAUUCCAUGUGCCUCAAAAAAUUGGUCACUAUCUUCGACACCUAUAAGGAUAUUUACUACAUCAAUUUGAUUACCCUCCUGAAGAACGUGGCGCAUAUAAUUUGCGAACGAUGUGUCAUUGUAGCCCCAACGUACUUGCACCACAAUCCUUUUCUACGAAUUAAAAGGAAGGAGAACACCCUUUGGAAUGUCAAUUUGGCAGAGCUUGAGGAACAGAAUGGAGGAAAAUCCUCCUCUAAUAAUGCCCCUCAUCAUGGUAGCCAACGCCAUAACCGUGCCACGACCACCGACUUUAUCCUAGCAUGCCGUAAAAGCUUCCCCUUGAAGGAGUGGAAAAGAGAUUUACUGCUCUUCCUGAAAGAAGCACAAAUGGACAAGACGAAAUGGAAAAAAUUAUUGAAGGUGAAAUUCACUCAGCUGAAGGAAGUCUACAACGAAAUGAGUAACACAUACAGUAGUGUGUUCAACAAAUUGCAGGAGGAUUACCUGACCAUGCUUAUGCAAAAAUUGGGUGUACAAGAAAAAACGUGGAGUGAAGUGCGCAGUAAAGUUGAUGAAAUUUUCAUUCAUAGAAUGAAGAACGACUUUGUCUACCUCUACGAUAGGAAGGUUAAAACGAAUUAUUACUAUAACUGGUUUAUUACAAAUCAGUUUAACCUUACAGUGAAGUUGUACUUUCAGCAGUGCCACUAUCACCUCAGAGGAUUAUUGAAUCAAAUGAAAGUUAUGUACACAGAAAAAGGGUACGAAGAGCGGAUCAACAAAGCGAUUGCUCAUCUUCAAGGCAGAGUCAAAAAGGCACUCUGGAAUUUCGCAACAAAAAAUGAAUACAGUUUCGAAAUACGAGAAAUCUCCCAUUUAAGGCAGCAGAAUGGUGGAAAUGCCAACCUGAUAAACUACCUCCUCUUCCGUAAAAAUGAAUUGAACAAGGACAGGUACAGUGUGCAGACGAAGGCGAAAAAGGAAAGGCUAGUCAUGCUGAUAAACAUAAUAGAGAAGGAAAAAUUUUUAUUCUAUAAACUGCUGUACUUCCACUGUUUCAGUGCAGGACAAAUUCAAAUUGUCCACUGCAUGUUACUUUUGAUUAAAAUAUUUGAGAAAUUAUUUUUUUUAAAAAAAAGUGAAGAUAUAUUUUCCAGCUUUGCUUACUACCAUGCAAGUUUGGAGAACUUCACCUCCACAGACGGUACCAACAGCUAUAUUGAGGGGAAUAAGCACCUUUCCCGUUUUAUUGAUGUCAAGCGAAUUAGGGCUCUCUCACAAUGUGUGUUAAGCAACCCUCAGAAGAAGGGAAGUGAUGAACCCCUUCCCCAGGCGACGAAACGUAGGGGCACACCCAAACAUUCCGCCUUCACGUACCUACAGAAUACACACUUCCUUAUGGGCAACGAACUCAUUAUCGAUGCUAUAGGGGUAGUAAACAAAUUCACCAAAUCAAGGCUGAGUUAUAUACAGAGCGAAAUGAAGAACCAUACACGCAAGCUCUAUUAUGGACUCUACCGCAAUGUGAACCAAUACGCUAAAAAAUACAUACCCAUGUAUAAGCCCAGCUUGAAAAAGAAGGUUAACAGAAAGAAGCUAAUGCGACGCAUGUUAAGCAGCGAGACAUUGAUAACCAUGGAGCACUUUAAUUAUCUGACGAGUGAAUCACUUAAGUCCAAAUUGAACAAGAAGACAAUUAUAGUGAACAGGAAAAGGGAUAUUCCUAAGAAGGCCAUGAGGAUUUACAAAAAUAUGAUAUUUUUCAUUUGCCGCUUUUUAAUAAGUAGGACACUGUGUGAUAACAGCACCAUUUUUAAUAUUUACGCGAAGGAAGACAACAGAUACGACGAUGAGGAAGUACUCCAGCGGUUGGAAGCCAAUCGAUUCAAACCGUUAAUUGUGAAGCGAAGGGGUAGAAGCCGACGAUCACAGGGCGUGUCAAAUGUCACAUGCGCGAACGGUGUGGACCAACAGGAUGGUAACGCCAUGGACGGGGAAAAGGAAGCGAACAGUGAUCAGAAGAGUGUCGACUCUCCUCCUACCGCAUUGUGUACGAAGAAGAAGAACAAAAAAUAUAUUCCCACAAAAAGGUUCACGUCUUAUGCAUAUCCACUUAGAAGUACCCAUCUCCGAAGGGAAAAAGAAAAAUGCAGCAGAGAGGAUAAUCGCGAAUUUCGAAAAGUUGUGGAAAAUACCUACAUCCCACGAGGAAGUAAGAAAAUAUUUUAUCGCAUUAGUUUGAUUGACGUAUCUAUGAAGUCUAUAAGUAAAAUGAGUUACUGGGAGGAACAGAUGUCCCAGAUAAUUUCCCACUACAGGGAGUUAUGUGCGCUUUAG
Messenger RNA from Plasmodium knowlesi strain H, 4113 nucleotides. Its product is annotated as conserved Plasmodium protein, unknown function. NCBI's taxonomy places the organism in Eukaryota, Apicomplexa, Aconoidasida, Haemosporida, Plasmodiidae. Gene Ontology annotation, molecular function: ATP binding; inositol-1,3,4,5,6-pentakisphosphate 2-kinase activity. The record is from RefSeq and is a predicted model, not a curated record. Bases 1 to 4113 code for a protein of 1370 amino acids. Gene Ontology annotation, biological process: inositol phosphate biosynthetic process. Gene Ontology annotation, cellular component: nucleus. The transcript has a single exon.